AUGGAUAUCUAUAAAGAUGAGAUUCUGACAUCACGAUCAACAAACUUAUUUGCAGAUUAUGAAAGCAAUGAAAGUCUUCAAAAAUUAACAGAUGAAUUCAUUAUUCAAGACUUGAUCGAUCAAUUUAACACAUCCGAAACUGAAAUUCUACCACAAUUACUAAACUUACGCGAUGCAAUUAACAGUAAUCGUAUCUUAAACUGUUCACUUUUCGAAGAAAAUCAAAAUUUAGAAUUGUUGAAGCAUAUUUUACUUACAUCAAUCAAUAUCAGUUAUAAAGAGAUCAUUUCUGAUAUAUUAUUUGUUUGUUUCAAGAAGAUUUCACCCGAAAAACUCAAUUUAUUCAACGAUAUAGAGUUUUUUAAGUAUUUAUAUGAUAAUUGUGAUCAAAGACAUGAUUAUGCAUUUAAACUAUUAGGUAUCAUUGUGACUUUGUCCCAAGAUGCCAGAGAUUUUUUGUUUUCGGAUUGCAGCAUUGAAACUCUCUUACAAAGCUAUUCUAUGAAGCAAGAUUCAUUAGAUAAUCUUUUAUGGCUGAUAUCAUGCGCGUCUUAUCUUGAUACAGAACGCUAUCCAAUUUUGCUCAAUUUUGCUUUAGAAUGCAUCAGUUCGAAUCAAGAAAUAUCAAUGAUGCAAAUGAGAUACCUAACAUACAUACUUUAUUGUGUUUGCAAUAAUGGCCAUGCAUCUGAUGUAUUUUCCCAUUCUUUGUUCACCUUCGACCUGAUUAGCAAAAUAUUUUCAAUUAACGAUAUUAAUUCGUCAAGGCAAAUGCUUCGAGCAAUGAAUUUAAUGAUAUACCAGACCCAAGGAACUUUCCAACUCCCAACAGAUUUCAUUUCAUCAUUAUUACAUCAUUCAAAUCCGAACAUUUUGAACGAAAUCUUCGAGUUUAUUAGGUAUUCUACCGUAUUGAAUGCUGAUUCUGCACAAGUAAUGGUAAAUGAAGGAAUAAUGGAUACUUUUUCUGAUAUUUUCCAAAAUGGAUCAACAUCACAGAAGAAUAUAGCACUUCCUGCUAUGGAAUCUAUUGUUGCCAAUAUUGGAAGACCGAAUUAUCUCCAAGUUCUACCUCACUUGAUGCAAUUCUUGGAUACUGAUGAUGAGGAGCAUUGUUCAAUUGCUCUGAGAUUGUUUUAUAGAUUUUUCAAUGCUUGUGACGAUGAUGAAAUUCUCAAAGAUUCAAAACAGCAUUUUCAAGAGGAAGGCGGUAUGGAUUUGCUUAAUGAACUUCUUGAAAAUGAUAAUCUGUAUGAUCUUGUCGACUCUAUUAUUGAUCUUUUUAAUGAUGAAAAUCAAGUUUAA
Molecule: messenger RNA, 1305 nt
Organism: Trichomonas vaginalis G3
Lineage: Eukaryota; Parabasalia; Trichomonadida; Trichomonadidae
Product: armadillo (ARM) repeat-containing protein family
Exons: 1
Coding region: 1-1305 (434 amino acids)
Source: RefSeq, a predicted model, not a curated record